AUGUCUGAAGGCUAUUCUCUCCGGCGGGAGAAGUCCUGCAGGGACUAUGAAACGGACUGCGGCAAAACCUGGGAUGAUUUCGUUGCCUGUUGCCCCUCCGAUUCAUUUUGCCUGGUUGGGGAGAAUACAUGCCGGAAAUCUCACUUUGGAAAUGUCCCAGAGCAAUGCGCGAACGGAACCUGGAACCUCUUCCACGCGAUCGACUUCUUUUGCUGUGACCAAGGGGAAUUCGCCAUCAAGACAGUGAAGGCCGGAAACAACGUUCCAGAUGGAUAUGUCGGCUGUGUAAUGUCUGAUUACCCCUCAAAGGAUUGGCUAAGCACCUUGACAGUGAUGAGACCCGGGACAGUUUCUUCGACUCCCACGCCCUCGGCCACUCCAUCAUCUUUCUCGACCGUUUCGACUACCUCAAGUACCUCCACUACACAUACCGCAGAGCCCACGACAUCCCUUACCCCCGAGCCCUCUCCACAAUCAUCCAGCACGAAUACCGGGGCCAUUGCAGGCGGUGUUGUUGGUGGGGUAGCCGGAGCAGCUAUCCUCGUUGCCUUGGUUUGGUUUCUCGCACGUCGCAACAAGGCGGAGAACGUGGUGUCUCCAACAGGUGUCCAAGGCGCUUCGGGUAUGCGGACAGUCGACCAUGCAUCCAAGAUCCAGAGGCACACAGUUCAGGAGCUUGACGCUGCACCACCAGUCUACGAACUACCUGACACUGCCAGCGAUCGACAAUAA
This is a messenger RNA of Aspergillus nomiae NRRL 13137, 732 nucleotides long. RefSeq lists its product as uncharacterized. Lineage: Eukaryota; Fungi; Ascomycota; Eurotiomycetes; Eurotiales; Aspergillaceae. The transcript has 2 exons. The coding region runs from base 1 to 732 and encodes 243 amino acids. The record is from RefSeq and is a predicted model, not a curated record.